Molecule: messenger RNA, 2352 nt
Organism: Polypterus senegalus (gray bichir)
Lineage: Eukaryota; Metazoa; Chordata; Cladistia; Polypteriformes; Polypteridae
Gene: yipf5
Product: Yip1 domain family, member 5
Exons: 6
Coding region: 191-955 (254 amino acids)
Biological process (GO): endoplasmic reticulum to Golgi vesicle-mediated transport; regulation of ER to Golgi vesicle-mediated transport; vesicle fusion with Golgi apparatus
Cellular component (GO): membrane; trans-Golgi network
Source: RefSeq, a predicted model, not a curated record
GCAACGAAGCUGGCAUUUUUACAACUUGCAGCUAGCAAAGGGCAGAAUGUGGCCACCGUUUUCGUAGUGCCAACUCCUUUUUCUCAGAAAGCAAACGCUCGUUUGGUAAAAGCUGCAGAGUCGUGGUGUAUGUGCAGCUGAUUCCAGAAGGCCAUUUUUUCAGUUCUGUACAGAAAUCAAGCAGUUUGAAAUGUCGGGGUUUGACAGCUUCAACACAGAUUUUUACCAAACAUCGUACAGCAUUGAUGAUCAAGCACAAGCAUAUAGCAACCCAGCUGAUCCAUACAAUAGGCAAUAUGGAAAUUAUGACUAUUCCCAGCCUGGUGGAUUUGUAAGUCCAGGAAUGAUGCCGCCCCAACAACAAUAUACCGGCCAAAUCUAUCAACCAACUCAAACAUACACUCCAACAAGCCCUCAGUCGGUAUAUGGGAGCAGCUUUGAGGAUGAGCCACCAUUACUAGAGGAACUUGGAAUUAAUUUUGACCAUAUUUGGCAGAAGACAUUAACAGUUCUACAUCCACUCAAAGCAGCAGAUGGCAGCAUCAUGAAUGAAACAGAUCUUGCAGGACCAAUGGUUUUCUGUCUGGCAUUUGGAGCAACUUUGCUACUGGCAGGAAAAAUACAGUUUGGUUAUGUUUAUGGAAUUAGUGCAAUUGGCUGUCUGGGAAUGUACUGCUUACUGAACCUGAUGAGUAUGACGGGUGUGUCAUUCGGAUGUGUCGCCAGUGUCCUGGGCUACUGUCUUUUGCCAAUGAUUAUAUUGUCUAGUUUUGGGAUCCUGUUCUCGCUGCAAGGAAUGUUUGGAGUAGUAAUCACUGCUCUCAUCAUAGGCUGGUGUAGUUUCUCUGCUUCUAAAAUCUUCAUCUCUGCUCUCGCCAUGGAUGGACAGCAACUUUUAGUAGCAUAUCCCUGUGCAUUAUUGUAUGGGGUGUUUGCAUUAAUUUCUGUGUUUUGAACUUUGAUUAAAUGUGGACAAGCAAGCAGGAGCCCACCAAGCUUGUUUGUUUCUUUAAUGGGCUGUUGUUCUGGGCACAUUCCUUUCUCAUCACAUUAAGAGACAAUGACAUUUUUUUUUUUUUUUUUGUCCUUUUUGUUUUUUAAGUCAGUUUUGAGUAAAGAUGCUGUCUUUCACAAAUUAUGCUUUUAUACUUCCCAGAAAGCAACUUUUUAAAUGCUUCAACAUUGUCAACCAUUAAAAGUAAAUUAAUGCCCUGCAGGUAAUUUUUUUUUUUUUAUCUUAAAUACAAAUAAACAUGUAUUGUACCCAUUGUCAAGUGCAAAUUGUUAUGAUUAUUUCUAUUUUAAUUCCACAAAAGAUCAGUUUCAGAAUUGUAAAUGAAUCAUCUUUGAGAAUUGUCCGUCAGUAACACAUUUGUUAUUUCUGAUAUGCACUUAUUCUAAAAAUGAUUAUCAUUGGUCUUGUUCACCAACCUUUACAGAUGUAAGUGAAACUGUUAGUUAAAAUGUUCAAAAUGAAAAGGCAGUUUUUCAUUGAGUGUUUUUUUUUUUUUUUAAUCACUUAUUAAUAGAUUUGGGUCCUUGCCUGCAAACAGUUAUAUAAGCAGAAUGUGUUUCCUAAUUACUGGAUUUUUUCAGUCUCCUUCAGUUGAUAGAAACAACAAAAAUGCAGUGGAAAUUUUACUGAACAGAAAAAGCUUUAAUAUCAAUAGAAUUUCGUGGAAGUGAUGCUAAGUAUAUUUACAAAAAAUAAUAGUCACCAUUAGCAAAUACUAUAACUGCCUGGCAUCAUACAGUUUUAAAAAUGUAUCAAUGUUUAACUUUAGCUAGUCUUCAGAUGCCAAUAAGAUCAAAGUCAUGCAGCAAAAAUCAUUAAACAAAAGGAGAAAUGUCCUAAGCAGUGCCUAAAUUAAAUGAAUGGGGCUGCCCAGCAUUCAUUGUUUGAUUUAUUAUCAUUAUACUUUAUAAUACAAUGAAAGAAGAGCAAUGGGAGUUUAAAAAAAAUAAAGAAAUAUCAGAUAUAAAAUUACAAUAUGAAUCAGACUGAAAAAGUAGCAGUGGGGCAGUAAAUUUUCAGAAUAAUAAUUAUUUUAAUUCUUGCAGUGUUCAGGAAUCAAGAAGAAUAUAGUUUGGAUUUGAUUAUGUAGUACAUUGGUGGAAAAUAUAAAAUUAAUAUUUAAAAAAGAGUAAAGAAUACUGCUUGAUGUUGAGCUGUGAAAGGAUUUUAUCCUUUUGUUAACUCCUGAAGAGGACCAUGACUCGAAAUGUUAUUUUUGUGCUCUUUUUAAAUGCGCAUUCAUAGCACUCUUUUGCUUUCAUUAUUCAAUGUAUGUUGUGAACAUGGUGUCUCUAGUAUUUAAAAAAUAAAAUAACAAACAUGCUAGAUCAGUUUAA